GUAAUUGAAUCCGAUGCUUUCUACGAUAUGGUGGGAGUUGGCCUUUUGUGCUUGCAUAGUCUCGAUCUUCACGCCUUACGACCACACACUUUCAGAGGUCUCAGGAACGUCACCCAGAUCUCCAUAAAGGAAUCUGAUUUGGGCGUGAUGCGUGAGGAGGCGUUUAGUGGACUCCAGAACGUAGGUGAGCUUCGGAUAAUAAGUAACAAGGUCGACGUCCUGGAGUCGCUGGAAAUUCUCCAGGAGUCCAACGUCGACGGCGUUAUCGUCACAGGGAACCACUUCCUUCAGGUCACACGUCAUGAACCCUUUCGCAUCCAGGCCAAUCUGCGCUCGGUCGUCACGGAAAACUUCGUGCCGUGUUCGUGCCAGCUCCGUUGGGUGCUCGACUCCCCGACGGCCCGUCAGGCACCGCUCUUCUCCCGACACAACUUCUGCGUGUCCCCUUACACCCUGCACGGGAAGGCCAUCUCCACGGUGGAUCUGGAGCAGCUGAGCCCGUGCGCCGCCCCUCAGGUGUACCCGGGGCCCAAGAGCACCGAAGUCGCAUCAGGAUCGCCGUGUUUCUCCGCGUCGCGACAGAUCUUCGUCGCCACAUUCGCCAUGCUGGUGCUGGGCGUGUUCGAAUGUGGCUGGUGACCCGACCUUCGACUUCGUUUCUGUCCGUGUGUUCUUAAACCAAUGUUAGUCUGUACAGAGACGACUUCCUGGUAGUGUCGCUGAAGAGAUUGGUCAGAGAUUCGAACUUUAAAAAAAAAAUGUUGUAACUAUUUCACACUUUUACUAAAAAAAAAAAAAAAAAAAGAAAGAAUUUUAAAAAUGCGCAAAUUAAAAUCUUGAACCACGUAGCUGUACUUUUCUCUUUAAUAGGUUUUCUUUGGUGUCUUGGAGGGAUAUAGAUAUAGGUAUCACAGAAAUCUCCCGCAUAAUCAUUUUGCUCAUAGAUUACGGAAUAAAAGGACGUCUUCAUCUCUAACAGACUAUCCUUAAUGGUGAUAAUCCCGUUGUACUGCCAGCUGUGUAAGUGUUAGAUACUUCACCCCAUCUCCAUCCAUCAUUCCCAUUAUGAAAUUAAAGAGUACAUUAUCGAGAUCCUUCUGCUUCGUAAAUAAUGAUAAAAAAAAACGUAGGUUUCAGAAAAAAAAUCAAAGACGGACGAAAUAUCACUUUUUUUUAAUAGAUGUGAAUGAGAAGAAAGGGAAAUCAGUCCUCUUUAUUGUCACCAUACGAUAAUCCCGACUGAGUGCCAUAGGUUCCGUUUCUAGGACUCGCAGAUUAGGAAUGCAAUAAAAAAGAAAAUCGAAUUUCUAAUACGAAUUCUCAUUCGUAUUUCUAUCUAAAGGUGUCUAUAUAUAAAAAAAAGAGGCUAACAGUGUGUAGUUACCUUUUUUUUCUGUACUGAAGCCUCCUCACCACCGCUGGACAACACGUACGUCAGAUAUUGGCAGUGGAAUAUCUUUUUAAACCAGUGGCAACGGCUCAGCAAACUGCCAUUACCCAGAGCUACACAAGAAAUAAAAAUCACAGUAAUGUUAUAAGGAUAAGUACAGAAAAAAAUGUCUUAUUUACAAGUAUGAUCAACUAUACAGAAUAGAAGUCAUAGUAUGAGUAUUUUAAACCAAUAUCUUCUAUAAUCUACGCACAGAAGUUCUAAUUGCCAACACCUGAGGUAUUCCGACCCUAUUGAUUAAUUAGUUAAUUACCUACUCGAGGAUAUUGAAACACAAAGCUCAUUAAGGACAAAAUGCAUUCUCUCAUAAAGAUGCUAUUAACAUGAACGCUUUACAUCGAAUAACUGAUGCGAUUAUGGAGCCACCUGAAAAUGGAAUAUAUAUAUAUUUUUUUCUUCUAUUUGUUUAUAUUCAAAUGAUCCGUAUGACUGUUCUGUUUUGUUCUGUUUUUUUUGUAUUGUAUUGACCUUUAGUGAGUGUCUUAAGCAUGUUCUUUUUACUGUAAGAUGUUAAAUAUAUAUAUAAAGAUGUU
Molecule: messenger RNA, 1983 nt
Organism: Penaeus indicus
Lineage: Eukaryota; Metazoa; Arthropoda; Malacostraca; Decapoda; Penaeidae
Product: probable oxidoreductase PXDNL
Exons: 4
Source: RefSeq, a predicted model, not a curated record